AGGAGGCAGCGCGGCGGCGGGCGAGGAGGAGGCGGCGGCGAGCCCCCGGCCGGGCCCCGCGCACCGCUCGCAUCCCGCGAAGUGGAGCUGCAACUUGGCCACGACCGCACCUGUUUGCACCACUCCGCCGAAGGCGACCCGGCUGCGGCGGCGGUGACGACGGCGACCCCGGCCCUCGACCUCUUUAGCAAGUGGUUUGCGCCGGAGAGAAACUUUGCGCCUGCGAGCCGGACCGGCGCCGAGUGUGUGUGUUCCUGCCUCCUUUUUUUUCGCGGUCGCCUCCACCUCUCCCCAGCCUCCUCUCUGCCCGGACCUCUCCCCCCUACCUACAUCUCGCUCCGUCUGAGCCCCUCUCCAUCCCCCCGCCCCCCGGCCGUCUAUGCUCCGGGCCCUCUCCGCGCGGUGCCGGUGAACCCGUGAGCCGCCCCGAUGUACAGCAUGAUGAUGGAGACCGACCUGCACUCGCCCGGCGGCGCCCAGGCCCCCACGAACCUGUCGGGCCCGGCCGGGGCGGGCGGGGGCGGAGGUGGCGGCGGCGGGGGCGCCAAGGCCAACCAGGACCGGGUCAAGCGGCCCAUGAACGCCUUCAUGGUGUGGUCCCGCGGACAGCGGCGCAAGAUGGCCCAGGAGAACCCGAAGAUGCACAACUCGGAGAUCAGCAAGCGCCUGGGUGCCGAGUGGAAGGUCAUGUCCGAGGCCGAGAAGCGGCCGUUCAUCGACGAGGCCAAGCGACUGCGCGCCCUGCACAUGAAGGAGCACCCGGAUUACAAGUACCGGCCGCGCCGCAAGACCAAGACGCUGCUCAAGAAGGACAAGUACUCGCUGGCCGGCGGGCUGCUGGCGGCCGGCGCGGGCGGCGGCGGUGCGGCCGUGGCCAUGGGCGUGGGUGUGGGCGCCGCGGCCGUGGGCCAGCGCCUCGAGAGCCCGGGCGGCGCGGCGGGCGGCGGCUACGCGCACGUCAACGGCUGGGCCAACGGCGCCUACCCCGGCUCGGUGGCGGCGGCGGCGGCCGCCGCAGCCAUGAUGCAGGAGGCGCAGCUGGCCUACGGGCAGCACCCCGGCGCGGGCGGCGCGCACCCGCACGCGCACCCGGCGCACCCGCACCCGCACCACCCGCACGCGCACCCGCACAACCCGCAGCCCAUGCACCGCUACGACAUGGGCGCGCUGCAGUACAGCCCCAUCUCCAACUCCCAGGGCUACAUGAGCGCCUCGCCCUCGGGCUACGGCGGCCUCCCCUACGGCGCCGCGGCCGCCGCCGCCGCCGCCGCGGGCGGCGCGCACCAGAACUCGGCCGUGGCGGCGGCGGCGGCAGCGGCGGCCGCGUCGUCCGGCGCCCUGGGCGCGCUCGGCUCGCUGGUCAAGUCGGAGCCGAGUGGCAGCCCGCCGGCCCCGGCGCACUCGCGGGCGCCGUGCCCCGGGGACCUGCGCGAGAUGAUCAGCAUGUACUUGCCGGCUGGCGAGGGCGGCGACCCGGCGGCGGCGGCGGCCGCCGCGGCGCAGAGCCGGCUGCACUCGCUACCGCAGCACUACCAGGGCGCGGGCGCCGGCGUCAACGGCACGGUGCCCCUGACGCACAUUUAGGGACGCGGGCCACCCUGCGGCCGGCGACGCGCGCCCGGAGCCUCCGGCCCGGCCCGGCGCGGCCUUGCUUUUGUACCGACGUUUCUGCGUUCUUGUAAAAAGGGAAGCGCUGGCGCGGCACACCAGCUGACACGCGCACCCCCUUACCGGGAGCUCCGGGGGACCGCUCGGCGGGACAGCUGUGCGUUUAAGACUGAACUUCGGUGUUUCUUGAGACUUUUUGUACAGUAUUUAUCUUCCGCGGAGGAGGCAGAAAGCGUUUUCUUUGCUCGAGGGGACACAAAGACCAAACCAAGGGAGGCGACUCCAACUUUUCUACCGCGGCCGCGCGCCAGCUCUCACCCCGCGUCGCUUCUUGGCGGUCGGGUGCCAGGGAGCCGGCGAGCUGUUCGCAUUGGUUAUCAAUAGAGGAAGGCAGAGCCAACCCCGAGUUUUUUGUAGUUGUUACCGCUUUUUUGGGUUGGUGUGUUAAUUUAUACAGCGAUUCCCCCCACCCACCCCGUUCAGACGGCAGCGUUAUUUUGGGUUUUGUAAAACUUUCUGUAUCUGAGUAUUUCCCUUUUUUGGUUUUGUUUUGUAAUAUUUCAUGUAAAUGCAUUGUGGAAAUUUUCUUUUAGGCGUUGCGGUGUGGGGAGGGGGAUUCGGAUUAUGUACAGAGUUUCCUAAAAAGCUUUUCUUCUAAAAACGAAAAAAGAACCCCACCCCCAAAAUGCAUCAGCUUUGAGUCAAUAAAUUUAAGAGAGAAAAGCCCGGUUUUUUUUCCCCAUAAACCUGAAACGUGCUCGAUUUAUGUUCAUGUUUUAGGAGCCGAGAAUGCAAUUAGUAAAUCUGACAGAAGAGGAAGAAAAAUGAUCAACAUGAAGUAAAUAAAUAGAACGGAGGGGGCCCCUGGGGAGAGGGUACCAUUUGCACGGAACUGCCUUCAGAGGAAGCGAAGGAAGUUAAAAUCGAUUGGUUGUUUUGUAGCGGUUACGGUGUUAUUAGGGAAUGAGAAGUAAUUGUCCCCCUCACCCCAAAAAAAUAGUUCUGUAGGCUGGCCCUUGGGCGUGUAGUUUUUAACUGCCGGCCACCGCCGGUGGGCUUUGCGAUCCCUUGCUGCGGGCUUUGCCUCUGCCAGCUGGCCCGGGACCUGCGCGCGGUUUGGUCCGGAGGAGAACAGAGACCCCAAGGGCGGGACCGAGCUAUGGAUGGAUGACAAAGACCACGGCGGGGGCGCGGGAGCCCCCAAUUCCUCUGCAAUUAAGGAGAUUGCAAGUGGAAUUUUCCGUUUGGGGCUCAAGGAACCGCACUCUCUAAACCAAAACGUACUGCAACCGAGCUCCCUCCGUCUGUCCUCACUCAGCCCCUCCUUCUGGUCUAUUUCUCCUUGGAAAAGGCCAAAAUCAUUUCGUUGGAUUUUCACACUCAAAAUCGACCACCCCCACAUCCCCUGCGUGAACUGGGAUGCAAACUGCUAACCGAUGUGAACGCAAACUGCCGUGUUUAUGAUUCCUGAUGACAUCUGAGGUCGUUUGAUGCUUUAAAUUUUUUAAUUAUAUUUUUUCUAGGUGUUUCCUGGUACAUUGCAGUUUUUUCUGGAUUUUAAAGUUUUCUGUAAAACUUUGUCUUCAAGUAAUCUGACAUUAAAUACUGCAUUUAAAAGUUAUACUGUAGCAAAUACGUUUUGGAAUUAGCUACAACAUAAAGAUGAAAUUAUAUUUUUUGAAAAGAGCAAAACUUAGGACAGAUCACAAUAUGCUGAUGUCAACAGCCCUCAUUUUCUCACCAUCUCUUUUGGGCCUGGAACCAGCCUAGACCAUGGUCCGAACUCCAUCCUGUGCGGGCGGGUUAAUGAGAACUACAGCCAGCCUGCAUUGGAGAAUAGCUUUAAGUCAGAUGCUAACCUGACAAUUGACACGUGUCAUUUUUGGAAUCACUUUGAUUAAUUUUGCUUCAACUACUCAUUCCUUACAGUGACUGCAAAAAUUUCAAGAAUGGCAAUGUCAGCUGCUUCUUUCUAACAAGAUAAUAAAGUCACCCUUUUUUUUUU
Molecule: messenger RNA, 3613 nt
Organism: Sus scrofa (pig)
Lineage: Eukaryota; Metazoa; Chordata; Mammalia; Artiodactyla; Suidae
Gene: SOX1
Product: SRY-box transcription factor 1
Biological process (GO): brain development; negative regulation of transcription by RNA polymerase II; neuron differentiation
Cellular component (GO): nucleus
Molecular function (GO): RNA polymerase II cis-regulatory region sequence-specific DNA binding; DNA-binding transcription activator activity, RNA polymerase II-specific
Source: RefSeq, a predicted model, not a curated record